CGCUUCAUUACCUUUCGUCCCCUGGGCUUGGGGGCCAACGGGCUGGUGCUGUCAGCCCUCGACAGCAAGAGCUGCCGCAAAGUGGCAGUGAAGAAGAUCACCAUCGGCGACGCGCGGAGCAUGAAGCACGCAUUCCGGGAGAUCAAAAUCAUCCGCCGCUUGGACCACGAUAACAUCGUGAAGGUGUACGAGGUGUUGGGGCCGAAGGGGACCAACCUGCGUGGGGAUUUUUUCAAGUUUAAUGUGGUGUACAUCGUCCAGGAGUACAUGGAGACGGACCUGGCGCGGCUGCUGGAGCAGGGGAAGCUCGCCGAGGAGCACGCCAAGCUCUUCAUGUACCAGCUGCUGCGGGGGCUGGAACACGUCCUCCACCGUGACCUCAAGCCUGCCAAUAUUUUCAUCAGCACAGAGGACCUGGUGCUGAAGAUCGGUGACUUCGGGCUGGCCAGAAUCGUGGAUCAGCAUUACUCGCACAAG
Messenger RNA from Eurypyga helias (sunbittern), 477 nucleotides. RefSeq names its product mitogen-activated protein kinase 4-like. Gene Ontology annotation, molecular function: ATP binding; MAP kinase activity. Gene Ontology annotation, biological process: protein phosphorylation; cell surface receptor signaling pathway; intracellular signal transduction. Gene Ontology annotation, cellular component: nucleus; cytoplasm. The record is from RefSeq and is a predicted model, not a curated record. NCBI's taxonomy places the organism in Eukaryota, Metazoa, Chordata, Aves, Eurypygiformes, Eurypygidae.